AUGCGUUUUACUUGCUUUGAUUGUCCGGAUUGCUUGUCGCAAUUUGCCGAUGAGGUUGAUUCGGAUAAGGAUGGGAAGCCGGUGGUGGACGGGGGACGAUUGGUUUGUGUAUGGUGCGCCGGGGAUAGCACAAAACCUGCUCACAUCGUAAUCGAACAGAUGCAGAAGCGAUGCUUUCAGAAAACCGACGAGGGUUGGGAGGCCAUUGGAAAAGUUCCAAUCUUGUGCUGCCAUCAAUGCCAAGCACCCUUCAGAAAGGAUGAAGAAUUUUCGAUUUCCGCCGGUCAAAGAUGGCUCCGCUGCGCUGCGUGCGGAAAGCAUGCCAAAAGCGUCAAUAAUACGAAGGAAAAACGCGUAUCCGACUCGUUUCGAAACAUUGAGUAUCUGCCCAUGUACAAAAAGAUCGACGAGUGUUUGCUGGAUUGGAUGGGAAAAUUUCAAGACUCAGUAAUACAGCACAAUGAGGGUAUAGAUCAAGCUCUCAGGGCCGGGAAGCUUCAGAAGAAGAAAAGAGGCGCUCGUGGUAAGAAGAAGAAAAACCCUAGCAAAGUGGAAGAAGCUGGCGCAACGACAUCCGACUGCGAUAGUUGCGAUCGGAUCUGGGAGCAAAAUGACAUGUUUGUAUGCAAAGACUGCCAGCGGUUCAUCUGCCCACUAUGCUGUCUAAGAGACCAUAAGACUCAUGAAUACGGAGAAUUCCACGCCACUUUUGGGAUGCUGGUUCCUACCGUGAUUCUCGCGGUUUGCGCGCAGUUGAUCUCCGCGUUCGUCACGGUCCUCAGCGGUGGUCAGAUUGAUGGACCACCAAUUGGAGGGCUCUGUCUCGGUGGUAACGCGUUCAGGGCGCUCACCAUCCAAGGCGACCUCGCCUGCUAUCGAUAUUCCAGCCCGCCAUGUGAUCUAGUCAUUAAAGACAAAGAUCCAGGGCGGCAGGGUGGCAGACUCCAGGAAGGUCAUUGCCCGACUGGGUUCGCUUGUAUCGCCGGUGAUGUUUGUUACGACGUGAUUUCGCCGGAUAUAUGCAGGGAUAACGAUAGCAACUGUGUCUUGUACCGCGACAAUGGAUUCUGCCGCUCAAAACUCUACACGACAGCUCAGAAGAAGGACGCCUGUUGCAGGACUUGCCUAUAUUAUUACGAUUGCCAAGAUGCUGAUCCGGACUGCCCGCUCUACGAGAAGAACAACAACUACUGCAACAACAGCACGGACACCGAAGAGCUUCAUGCGAUGUACAAAUUUUUCAUAUCUGGCCCCGUGAAUACCAUAAAAAUCAUGUUGUUGGAGGGAGCGAUCAAGCUCGGCUCCCGAUCAUUUUCGCGG
This is a messenger RNA of Mesorhabditis spiculigera, 1320 nucleotides long. The record is from the annotation of a GenBank genome assembly. NCBI's taxonomy places the organism in Eukaryota, Metazoa, Nematoda, Chromadorea, Rhabditida, Rhabditidae.